Didymodactylos carnosus is the source of this 1413-nucleotide messenger RNA. Lineage: Eukaryota; Metazoa; Rotifera; Eurotatoria; Philodinida; Philodinidae. The record is from the annotation of a GenBank genome assembly.
AUGAUUUCGAGACGAAGAAGUUGCACAUUAAGCAGUUAUGAUGGAACGAACAGUGAUGAACAGCAAUCGGAGACAGACGAAAACAGAACAAUGUCAUCCUCGUCAAUUGUUCAAGUAAAGAAGAAUUAUAAAAAAUGGACGAAAGAGGAAGAUCAAAAGUUACGUGAAGGUUGUGAACGUUUUGGUGAAUAUAAUUGGAGUCAAAUAGCUAAUCAUGUUGGUGGUCAACGGACGGAGUCGCAAUGUCAGCAUCGGUGGGAUCGUGUUUUGAAUCCAAGUAUUGUAAAAGGGCCAUGGACAAGCGAAGAAGAUAAUAAAGUCCGUGAUUUAGUAGAAAAAUAUGGUCCACGUCAAUGGAGUUUAAUUGCAAAACAUUUGACAGGACGAGUUGGAAAACAGUGUCGCGAACGGUGGCACAAUCAUUUAAAUCCAAACAUCAAUAAAGCACCAUGGACAGAUAAAGAAAAUUUACUUAUUUAUGUUUUACAUAAACGCUUAGGUAAUAAAUGGGCUGAAAUAGCACGUUAUCUGAUGGGUCGUUCUGAUAAUGCAAUUAAAAAUCAUUGGAAUUCAUCAAUGAAAAAAAAGUUUCAAUUAGAAGAAGAAAAUUUGACUAAGCAAGGUCUCGAUUGGACAGCCAUGUUACCACCUGAUUUUAAAUGUCCAGUUCCACUGCAGUCAAUCUGUUCAUCGCCGUUGAAUAAUAAGACAUCAGUACCAUCUUCACCGAGAACACCAUUGGGUGUUUUGACAAAUAAUUGUCGACAAGGCUAUCAGCAUACUCAAACGGAUUCACCGCUCGCUCAAAACAUGAACACGGCACGAUCAACUUCUUUACCUGUUGGCCGACAUAAUUCCUACUUAUUUUACGAUUAUGAUAUUAAUAAUCGUUGUCCACAAACAUCAAAUAAACAACCAACGUUUGGCGAUCAUAUAUUGUUUGGGAACAACAAUAUAAACAGUGAUUCAUUUUCGAUGGAUUUUUGUGUAUUGAAUAAUGAUGAAACUGUAAUGAUCAAAGAUGAAGAUAAAUUUCCACUGAUAUUAAGUCAACAAAUUGGUUCAUCGUCCACACAUCGUUGUAAAUCACCGAAUACCAAAUCAAAUUCGUCGUCACCAUCCAAAAAUAAAGUUUUAAAUACACCAAAACGGUUGGACCAUAGUCAAAAAGAAAAUUUUACUACUAUACGAAAACGACGAAUGAUUCAUAAACCAUUGCGUAAUUUAACCAACAAUGAAGUCGACAUAAACCGAAAAACAUCUUCGUUAUCAUUAUCAUCGAGCUUAGUUACCGAUCAAGAACAAGUAACAAUUAAAGCACGAAAACGUCAAAAGACACGUUCACAAUCUCCAACGCCACUAAUUCAAUUCGAUUCAUCGAAAAAAUUAAAAAGUUUAUUUGGUGUAUGUUGA